Messenger RNA from Bemisia tabaci, 7729 nucleotides. Its product is annotated as WD repeat-containing protein 44. The record is from RefSeq and is a predicted model, not a curated record. Lineage: Eukaryota; Metazoa; Arthropoda; Insecta; Hemiptera; Aleyrodidae. Gene Ontology annotation, molecular function: protein binding.
GGCAGACAUUCGAGGUAAUUCUUGAUUAGAAUCAAGAUUAGAAUCAUGAAAUCACGCAAUUUGUAAAUUUUUCCCUGGUUAAAUGUCUUAUUUUUCUGUUAUUCCUGGUGACAUAAAGUUCGCAUACUGUCCUCAGUGAUGUCCUCGAGUAGUGAUGCUGAAGAAUUUUAUGAUGCAGAAGACACUCUUAGGAGCUCCAGAGAAAUUGUGUCAUCUUUCAGUUCAGCUAAGAGUGAACCAGACUUGAGCACGCUAGCAAAACAGAGCACGGAAGAAGACCAAGAUGUUUUCACAUCAAGUACCUCUGGUGGCUUCACAAAACAGCAAUCCUCAAGCAAAAUUGUGCAAGAGGCGAACAAAGUUGAAGAACUUAAGGAUGUCAGCGAACGGAGACGUUUUCGGGAGCUGCGGCAACGUAUGCAAAUGGAUGAGGAGGAGGUCGGCGGAUCUCCGUCCGACAGUCAAGCAUCAUCAGUUGAAGGUGUCUACACUAGCCAAGCAACAAAAACUUGUCACCCUUUUAGGGUGAUCGAACAUGAUGCUCUCUCUCUCCAUAGUAUGACCUCUCUUGGUCGUGUUGGUCGUAUUCUUAGUGGAACUUUUGAACAAGUGCCUCCUGCCUCUAUGUCAGAUCUCCCCCGCUCAUGCAACAGUUCAACAAGCACGCUACGCAGCCUCUCCACUCAAACACUACGAGAAGAUGCGGCCACUUCGUCUUCCUCGUCACCAACUACCAACACGCCAGUGUGUGAAGAGAAGCCACCGGUUCCUGAAGAGGAGCCUCCGCCAUCUCAACCAACUCCAGCAAACACGUUUCAAGAACCAGAUGUCAUAGCUAGCACCAAAAGCUCUAAUAAUAAUACUCCUAUACCUGCUCCCCAGGCAAUGGCCACAUCCAAUAUGGUACCAGUGGCGCCACCGCGGCGCAAGAAAAAGAACAAAGCGCAGGUCCCUACGACCCUUCCUCUUGCCACUGAUGGUAGUACAAUACCCAGUAAAAAGAAAACUGAGACUAAUGUUACGUACUCUGAACAAUCAUCCCUACCAAGUCCAGCAAGCACUAUUGAAUCGCUCACUCGCGAAUUCGAACAUUCUCUAGAUAUUCAGUCUGCGACUAAAGGGAAUUCUUUUGUAAAAACACAGGAGCAUUUACCAGCAAUGAGUCAUGCGGGAUACUCGCCAAGAGCUAGUAAAACUGAGAGUAACAAUAAAAGCCCUUCAAGCCACAAGAACAUGAGUCAUACGCUGCCUUUGCACAUGUUAACCAGCAGCGUUUCGAGCAUGUCACGAAAUUCCAGCACAUACCCAUUGGGCUCUGUCAGCAGUACAAAUGUUGCCGGAACUAGAGGUGGCCUCGGAUUGAGGUUAGGACUUAGCCCACGCACGUCUAGAGAAAGAAGACGCUCAGCAGGAGACGAACAGGGCUUACCUCAUCAGCUGAACAUGUUUGUCCGAACAAGGACAGAUUCUGGGAAGCAGUUAACUGAUAAGGAAAUCUUGGAGCAAGUCACCGUGCUCAAUCUUGACACUGGGGAGCGAGUUCCGCUCAGCAUCGCUGAAGAUAAACUACCGCAGUGCAUCAACCCUCUGUCUCUGCACAUCAUGAAACUAACCUCUAAGUUUACCAGCAACACCAGCUUGGAGAAAGAGAGGGAGUCAGAUGAAGAAAGCAUUGAUAGUAAACAGUCCAUCCCCGUCCAAGAAGAAGACCAAGACAUAGGUCGAGUCAAAAAACGAACGGCACAAAUUAAGCAUUUCAUCGGUUCGACCAUGAAGAAAACGGUGAUUAAAGCCAUCAAAGGUGCCAACAUUCGACACAAAGAAGAUAUCAUGGAUAUUGUUGAUGAACAAGGGGGUGAAAGACCACCAGCAGAACAGAUUAAACUACGUGCCUCAAGUAGUCAUAAGGGACCUUAUGAUUUUGAAACUGUCAAGCAUCUUCAGGAAUUGAGCGGUGAACACACAGGCCCUGUUUGGUGCAUGAAGUUCUCAACCUGCGGUCGACUUCUAGCAACAACUGGUCAAGAUCGUAUCCUGCGAAUUUGGGUAGUCAGGAGUGCUUAUUCUUACUUUUUAGAGAUGCGGACCAAAUACAACGCAGAAAAGGUAUCUCCAACGCCCUCACAAGAGUCACUUGUAUCACAGCAAUCAGUCGAGGAUCCUAUGCUCCUCCUUGGUGACUCGGCAAUGAAUGACCGAUCACCAUUUAUGCCACGACCAUUCUGUGUUUACUCUGGCCAUACCUCUGACUUGUUAGACGUAUCCUGGUCGAAAAAUUACUUUAUUUUGUCUUCCUCCAUGGAUAAAACUGUAAGGUUGUGGCACAUUUCACGUAAAGAAUGCCUCUGUUGCUUCCAGCAUAUAGACUUUGUAACUGCGAUUUGUUUCCAUCCGAGAGAUGAUAGGUAUUUCCUCUCAGGAUCGCUGGACGGAAAAUUGCGGCUUUGGAACAUUCCUGACAAGAAAGUUGCUGUUUGGAACGAAGUUGAGGGUCAAACAAAAUUAAUAACAGCUGCAAACUUCUGCCAGAAUGGAAAAUUUGCGGUGGUUGGAUCGUAUGAUGGGAGAUGUAUAUUCUACAACGCAGAUCAGUUGAAGUAUCACACGCAAAUCCAUGUACGAUCAACUCGAGGUAAGAACUCUACUGGACGGAAAAUCAGCGGCAUCGAACCAAUGCCUGGAGAAGAUAAAAUCCUAGUUACAUCAAAUGACAGCCGCAUUCGUUUGUACGAUUUGCGCGACUUGAAUUUAUCAUGCAAGUACAAAGGCUAUGUCAAUGUCAGCAGCCAAAUUAAAGCCAGUUUCAGCCAUGAUGGAAAGUACAUCGUCUCUGGCUCAGAAAAUCAAUGUAUUUACAUUUGGAAGACCCACCAUGACUACUCAAAGUUCACCUCUGUUAGGCGUGAUCGCAAUGACUUCUGGGAAGGCAUCAAAGCUCACAAUGCUGUCGUAACGUGCGCAAUUUUCGCUCCUAAUCCUGAGAUCAUCAUCAAGCAAUUAGAAGACACUGCAGAAGACCCAAAACCUGGGAAAGUUGAGGAUCCGCUAGUGGCUCAACACACCAAAGGGUGCAGCGGUUAUGUCUUGGUAAGCGCUGACUUCAAUGGCUGCAUUCGAGUCUUCAUGAACAAAACGAAGCCAAAGCAUAGUUCAUUGCCCGCCUCAGCGCUAGCGUAACUGUAAGUGUUGAGAGAAGUUUUUCACUUGCUCCGAGUUCAUCAAUUGAGGAGUACACUGCAUUCUGGUUGCCUUUAAAUAUUCUUAUUUUUACAAGGAGUCCUUGUCAAAGUGUCCAAAGGGUUUCCUCUUUUCAUUUUGUUGGAAAAUAUUUAAAUAAAAAAUUACUCAUGGCAUUUGGUGCAGGUGAUUUGCCAAAUUUUGUCCACUAAUCUUCAAAAUCAAUGAUAAAUUUAAAACAAAAAUUGUGAGACCAACUUCCUCUUUGCAGAAUGCUCCUCUCUUGAGAAUAGCUUUAGCUAUUUAAUUAUUUUUCUGAAGCAGCAGGAUCUAGUUGGUUAACUUAAUCCCCCUAAAGCGUGGUCAAACGGCUGGCUAGGCCGCUCAAUCAGCUUCAUUAGGACAUAUUUCUGCCAAACGGAACCAUGUCCAUUAUGACGUGAGCCCUGUCAUGCAUAUAUUCUUAUGGGUCUCAGAGUUCAUGUUUUAAUACGUACAAUUCCGUUUGGCAGAAAUACGUUCAUUAGAUCAGUGCUAUCAGUGUCAGCUGCAUGAGGCAAUUCGAGGAAACAAUUACAUGCUUGCCAAGAAGCUUGUCAAGCAGCUUGCCGGCCUGUCUAAACGCAGCUUUAAGUGCAAGGAUGAUGAGAAAGAAUGAGUUUCAUCAGUUUCUUCAAUAUGAUUUCAAAUUUAUGAUCAAAAUUAAUGAAGAAAUAUUUAUGUUGGUGUCCAUCCCAUGCGGCUUUUUAUAUCAUUCAACGACUGAUAAGAGCAAUUUUUGAGGAUUCAUGAUGACAAAGAAGAGAUAAGGAGAAGGAACUUCCGCGAAGAUUAUUUUUCAAAGUUACAGUGUACGAAAUCAAAGCAUAAAAUUUGAUGCGUAUCUGGAAGAAAAUAUCUUAGAGAAGUUUAAAAUAUAUUUGCAACAGUAUGUAAGGCUGUACAAUAAAUCAAUACAAUUUGAAAGUAUUUAAAACAUAAUUUCUAGGCUUUUGCUGAAAGAUCAUCAUCAGCUAAAUAAGCACGAAUUAAAAAGUAUUUAACCAAUCUGAGAUUGUUACUUUUCCUGAUCAUCAUCUUUUUCAUCACCUCCUCAUCACCGGCCCAGCAUUUUUUGGCUCCCUUACCAUCCACAGGAAUCUCUGUAAUCACCUCAAGUGAAAUUCAAUGCUUACUAUGCUUUAAAUAUGAGCUAUGAGCUUCUCGAGCUAGUAAAAACUUCAAUAUUUUUAAUUUAUUAUUAGCGUAUGAAAAUCUGUGAUCAGUUGUGAAUAAUUUUACAACGUCUUAUAGUGAAGUUUAUCAAUUGUUAAAACAUUUCUCUUUGAAACAAGCAAUUUUUGUCUAGAUUCUAAGCAGUGUUGUCGACCGCUGAAAAUAAUCUGAAAUUGGCAAGCAACCUCUUUUGGACAAAAUUCUAAUUAUUUUCAAGAUAGCAACAUUGGUUCUAGGCCUUUAGGUCCUUUUCAAUUGUAUCCCAACUAAUUUAUUCUUGUUUUAUAUCUUUUACCAGUUAUCGGUUCUUUUGAACUAUAAGCAGCUUAAAAAUGGUUGUUCGGCAGAAAUUCUGCUCAAGUUCCGUUUUUAAAGAAAGAAUUCAGGUUAUCUGUGCAUUUAAACCUGAAAUUUAAAUGGAGUGUAGUUGGAUAAUUUUUUAACUUGUUGAUACUUGUAAGCUUUUGUUAUUUUUUAAAAAUUGGCCAAGAUCUCUUGUGGUCAAUGCUUUUUCAUCUUUUAGAUAUAUUAGGGAGUUACUGUCGCUAAGUCUUGUCAUUAAUUUUUAACAAUAAACCUAGUAUUUGUGCAGUCUCGUUACCAAGCAAAAAUACUUGAGAAUGGGAUCUGAUGAUGUGAAAAAGAUAAUUAUUAAGGUCGCGGCUUAUCAUGAUCAUGAAGGAGUCAUUGUAAUAUUGUUGGUCCUUGCAUCAUACAAAAAAUAGAGGCAAUCAUUUAUAAUAGCAGGUUCCAAGUAGAAGUUGUUCAUGUGAGUGUCUUGAAUACCCUUCAAAAACUCUUCAUUUAUUCAUGGCAGAGACCUCUUCCCGGUGUUGGGGACUUGAGGAUCAAGAAUCAAAGCCAAAAAAAUGUCAGCAUGUGACCAAUCAGUUUGAUUCUUUUCAGCUAAUACGUUUUCAGCUGAUUGUCAAUUUUCAAUUAGAGUUCUUUUUAAGAACUUUCUUGAAAACUUGAAAAUUUAGGAAACCAAGAGAGAAAAAUAUUUCUGUGAUGAGACUGGGUAAAAAUUUCAGACAACUAAUUUCUACACAUGGACCCCUGUUCAUUUUUAGCUUUUUGCCCCAUUAUUGCGCCAGUUUUUUUCAUCUGCAAGAUGAUCAUUAACACUUUAUCAAUUAAAUCUGAUUCACUUUAUCUUGCGCUGUGAUUUUUGACUCAAGUUGAUGUUAUUUUGCUUAUUUUUAUGAUAUCCCUGUUAUCUCAAUUUUUAAUGAAAAGUCAUAAAGAAUGUUUUGACUCCUUUAUCUCAGCUAUCUGGUUCCGCAUUAUUUUAAUAAUUUUCUAUCAAAUCAAACUCUGCCGCUGUACAAAGAAUAUCUAUCUACAAACCGAAUGAUCGAGCUUAUUUUUUUGCAUAGGUACAUUAGUAUUAGUGUCACAAUUUCACUUUAUAAUCAGAUCCCUCAAGUUCAAUGCUAUUAAUUUUUACGUGAGAAAAAUUAAGUGAUCCUUAUCACUAUUCCUAAUGGAGAAAAUUAUUUACAGUUUAAAUUAAGGUUUUUAAACCUGACUUCUCAGGUAGUAUCAACUUCUGCAUGAAAAUUGAAUUCUCGAAACAGCUUUUUUUGGGUUUGCACUGGCAAUGGAAUUAGAAACAUCACACCCUUGGCCAAAUUUGAGAGAAAGAGCAACAGUCAUGCCCUUGAGCUAACCUGCUGUGUUAAAAAAAAAUGCCGUAUAAACCUUCAGGCGUUGUUGAAUUGCUCUCGAUAAGAUACGAAUUUAUUGAGAAGGUUGUUAAUAUUUUCCUUUUAAUUUUUCAGACAGUUUUGUUUGCGAUUUAAUCUACUUUAUCUUAAAAUUUCCAUAAAAAAUAUUAACUUUCUUCCAAAAUAAAUCUUUUAUCAGAGGAAAUUUGGCAGCAGCCAAUUGUUCAUGCAUUGGUUUACUUUAGCACUGCAGCAAUGACCUUGCAGAUUCUUUGAUUUUAUAAGUUGGAGUCAUCUCUGUCUUACCAGGUUUCUUCCUUACCUGCAAUGGAUUUCAGUUCGCUAAUCGGUUGUAAUCGUCAACAGCCACCUGGAUCAAAUGUAUAGGCUACUUUUUGCUAAAUGUUAGUAGCUUUGUUCACUUAUCGCUCUAUUUUAAACUAGUCAGAUUCUUUUUCUUUCUUCUUUUUCCUCCCUCUUUUUAAUUUGAUCCUCUCCAUUGACUGCUUUAUUUGUUCUGUUUUUUGUGUGUUGUUGGGAAGCUGUUUGUAAUUGAAUUGUUUUUAAGUAAAAAGCAUCCUAAAUAGAACUGGAAUUGAAUUUUUUUGGCAUGAUUAAUUGCAGUUAAUGCCCUUUUUCUGUAUCAAUAAUUCAUUCAAGUUGUGAAGUAUGCCGCCGAAGUUCUGUGUUUUUGAGAAAUGGUGUCAAAAAUGAUCUACAUAUAAUGGCGGAAGCAAACCCUCUUAAAAUUAUGUUUGAGCUCAGUUCUCAGCAUAAAGAUGUAGAAUACGUUUUGCUGAAUAGAAAAUACAUAUAUCCAUUAACUCAACUUUUUGAACAUGAACUGAGGAUUCACCUUGAAUGUAUGUUUUAUUCUCUAAUUUUUUCUUUGAUCAUAUUUAUAAAUAAAUUCAACUUGAAUUAUGUAAUUAAUAUCUCAGUACUUCCAAAAUAUCACUAGCUCUUUGAAUCUUAACGGUUUUUUCAAAUCAUUUGUCAAAUUGACUUGUUCGUUUCAUCCCUUCCGAUUCCGUCCAAACUCAUUUGACAUAAUCAAUCACUCAAUCAGUCAUGAUGAAAUUUUUACGCAAGGACAAUAAUAGAACUGUUUAAAAAAGGAGGCUGACCUCUGUAUUUUCUGUCUCACAGAAAAGUUACAUUAAUUUAACCAAAAUUUCUUUUUGCCCAAUGUAUCACUCAAAAUUUUUUGUAAAGAUGGUGAAAUUCCCAAACCACAUAUCUUGGUUUGCCAUAUAGCAAACCUUUGGUCACAUUUUACGUUUUUAAAGAAAGCCUGAUCAUUUUUCCUAUCAAACAGUCUUCUCUCUUAAAAAUUAAAUAAAAGCGGAAAUUUUCAAAGGCUGCAAUCGUGAUCCAUGGUUUGGUACUUUCACUAUCGACAUGUCUCUGAAUCUUAUGGUCGAUACUGAAAAUAAUUACAAGGUUCAAACAUUUUAGGUUUGAAACGAGAAUAAGAUCGAAACUGGAUUGUAAAAUUCGUCUUUUUAAUUCUGAUCCGAAUUUAUUAUGAUUGUAAAAACAGCAGGUAUCAAGCUUAGUUCACCAUUAGGAUUCUUCUUGCUACCAUGAGAGGGAAUUUUAUUGGCCACCACUCUUUCCAGCAAUUAGUCUCUCUCAGGAUGACUCAAUUUAUGUGACUGUCGAAA